Fomitopsis serialis is the source of this 1803-nucleotide messenger RNA. RefSeq names its product Mre11 DNA-binding presumed domain-containing protein. Bases 1 to 1803 code for a protein of 600 amino acids. The transcript is spliced from 14 exons. Gene Ontology annotation, molecular function: manganese ion binding; 3'-5'-DNA exonuclease activity; DNA endonuclease activity. The record is from RefSeq and is a predicted model, not a curated record. Gene Ontology annotation, cellular component: nucleus; Mre11 complex. Gene Ontology annotation, biological process: telomere maintenance; mitotic intra-S DNA damage checkpoint signaling; double-strand break repair via nonhomologous end joining. Lineage: Eukaryota; Fungi; Basidiomycota; Agaricomycetes; Polyporales; Fomitopsidaceae.
AUGGCCCUUUUGCGCGAGUACACGCUCGGGGACAGGCCAAUUCAAGUCGAGCUGUUGAGCGACCCGGACGAAGGCAGAGCACCUGGUUUCUCAUUCCCGGCCGUUAACUACGAAGACCCAAACCUCAAUAUUGCGAUCCCAGUCUUCUCCAUCCAUGGGAACCACGACGACCCACAAGGUGCUGGCCCGCAAGGCGCCCUGGCCGCACUUGACAUGCUUUCCAUCAGCGGUCUCAUCAACUACAUGGGCAAGGUCGACCUUCCGCUCAACGCGGCCGAGGCGCAGCAGAGCGGCAUCGCGAUCAAACCUGUCCUCCUGCGAAAGGGUAACACGCGCCUCGGCAUGUACGGCGUCGGAAACAUCAAGGACCAGCGGAUGCACUAUGAGCUCCGGAGUAACCGCGUGCGGAUGUUCAUGCCGAAGGACAAGGACGACUGGUUCAAUAUCUUGAUCCUGCACCAGAACCGGGUUGCCCACGGGCCACAACAAUCAGUACCAGAGGGUAUGUUUGAUGACACCGUUGACCUGGUCGUCUGGGGUCACGAACACGACUGCCGUAUCGUACCCGAGUCUGUGGCCGGUAAGAAGUACUACGUAUCACAGCCCGGAUCGUCUGUUGCCACCUCGCUCGCGGACGGGGAGUCGAUAGAGAAGCACGUUGCGCUGCUCAAGAUUCAAGGCAAGGAGUUCGAGCUCACGCCUAUACCACUGCGGACCGUGCGUCCGUUCGUCCUAGACGAAGUUGUCCUCAGCGAGAUCGCGGAGGAGGAGGAUAUCGACCUCGCGGACCGCAUGGCGAUUACUAAAUACCUCAAACGACGAGUCACUGAACUCAUCGAGAAGGCCAACUCGCUAUGGGACGAGCGGAACGAGCGCGCCGUCGCCGAAGGGGAGGACGAACUCCCUCGGAUGCUCCCUAUCGUCCGACUAAAGGUCGAUACCACAGGUGUUUCCGAGCUCUCGAACCCCGUACGCUUCGGACAGGAGUUCCAGGGGCAACUCGCGAACCCGCGGGACGUGCUCGUCUUCCACCGUGCUAAGGCGGCCGCGCGUCGCGGACCCAAGACGCUCGUGCGGGAGUACCUGGCGGCGCAGGAGCUCCAGCUGCUCGGCGAGGUGGGGAUGUCGGAUGCGAUCGAGACAUUCGUGGACAAGGACGAUAUACACGCUAUUCAGACACACGUGCAGACUGCGUUGAAGUCAUUGAUGAAAGGCGUGCAGGCAAACGGGAAGGAGGACCUCUCUGACGAUGGCCUCGAUGAAAUCGUCGACAAGGUGCGGGAGAAGCAGAACCAGGAGUACUUGGAGCGACGUGGUGAAGAACAACCUGCCAAGUCAAAGGGCAAAGGCAGAGCCGCGGACGACUCAGACGCUUCAGUUGACUCCAUGCUGAUGGAUGUCGAUGCGGGCGGCUCUGACUUCGAGCAGCCGUCCGAGGUUGAACAGCCAAAGAAAAAGACUAGGGCACCGGCAAAGAAGGCGGCACCUGCUAAGAAAGCACCUGCGAAGGGUCGUGGAAAGAAAGCGGCUGUGUCUGACGAUGACGAGGAUGAAAUUGAAGACGAAGAGCCGCCUCCCAAAACGACGAAGCGUACGAAUCGUGCCGCGGUCCUCAGUCAACCAUCCACGCAAAGAAAGCCCCGACUAAAAAGAGUACAGCGAAACAGUCCACCCUCGCCUUCGGCCCCUCUGGGAGAUCUUCGACACGCGCCGCAGCAACUCGAGCUACCAAGAAGAUGGCUGAUGUGGUUGAAUUGGACAGCGAUUGAGGUGUCGGCUGCGCCAUGGGAUCCCAUCCGCUGA